Molecule: messenger RNA, 2397 nt
Organism: Saccharomyces mikatae IFO 1815
Lineage: Eukaryota; Fungi; Ascomycota; Saccharomycetes; Saccharomycetales; Saccharomycetaceae
Gene: VPS16
Product: tethering complex subunit VPS16
Exons: 1
Coding region: 1-2397 (798 amino acids)
Biological process (GO): intracellular protein transport; endosomal transport; vacuole fusion, non-autophagic
Cellular component (GO): endosome; lysosomal membrane; HOPS complex
Molecular function (GO): actin binding
Source: RefSeq, a predicted model, not a curated record
AUGAAGAAUCCUAGUUUUGAUUGGGAAAGACUGAAAGAUGUAUUUUAUAGGAAUAGAACCAUUGGCGAGUUAAAAUGGCCAGCCCAAUAUGAGGAUUUCAGAUGUGCCUUGUCGUUAACCGUCAUUGCUGUAGAAAUUCAAGACUUUAUACAGAUAUACAACUACUUUGGGCAGUUGCUAGGUAAGAUUAAUUUACGAAAAAUACAUGAAGACGUGGUAAAAUUUGAAUUCAAUAAAGACGAGAAGCUGAUACUGGUUACGAAGAACUCCAUAAAAAUUGUAAAUAAUAUAUCGCCACUAACGAUAGAAACGGUGACAUUGGAAGAAUCAAUCAUUGACACUAUUUGGGAUUACCAUAAUGGAAUCAUGUUGCUUAAUAAAUCUCGUGAUAUAUACAAGUUAAAUGAAAAUAAAUGGGAACUUCUUUAUGAGAACAAAGAUAGGAAAUACAAUCUGUUGACAAAGAACCACUGGAGUUGCAAUAAUGACAUUAUAAUCCUGCUGGAUGUUGACCACGUAUAUGAAGUGAGCACUUUAAAUGGAACACUAUUGAAGUUAAUUGCAGAUUCAUCAUGGCACAAAGUAACGAUUUCAUCUAGAGGGUUUAUUUGUCUUUAUAACAUGAAGUAUAAUAAAUUACAAAUCUUCAAAGACCCAGCAAGAAUACUAAUGGAACACGACCUCGAUUCUACACCAGAUGAUAUAUGUUGGUGUGGCAAUGAUACUGUUGCUUGUUCUUUCGAAGAUGAAAUUAAGUUAUAUGGGCCGGAUGGCCUCUAUGUAACAUUUUGGUAUCCCUUUACUGUAGCUAAUCUACGGGCAGAAAUUGAUGGUCUGAAGGUUAUUACUACGGAGAAGAUUUACUUUUUAUCAAGAGUACAACCUCAAACUUCUAGCAUCUUUAGAAUCGGCUCAACUGAGCCAGGAGCCAUGCUAGUUGACUCGUUUAGUUUGCUAGAGGACCACGCGCCUAAGGCAAUUGAAAUAUUGAAGAACUUCGUCUUGGAGAAGGGUGUGUUGGACUGUAUUGUUGCCGCAAUAGACGAAUUUGAACCCAAACUACAGAAAAUGUUAUUGAAUGCAGCAUCGUUUGGGAAAGCUUCUUUGCAGUAUAAAUCCUUUGACGCAAAUAUAUUUGUAGAUGCCUGUAAUACUAUAAAAUUAUUAAACUGCUUCAGAAGUUUUGGUCUUUUUUUGACUGCGGAGCAGCACAAGAGUAUCACUUUGAAGGGUGUAAUUGAUAGGUUGCUGAUGUAUCACAAGUAUUAUGAAUGCGUACAGAUAUGCAGAUUGGCUAAUAAAAGGUCUCUUUUAGGAUACGUAUUUACUGAGUGGGCAAAAGACAAAAUUAAAGAAAAUCCUGAUAUGGAAGAUGAUGAGUUGUUAGAAAAAAUAAAAUCCAGACUAAAUGAUAUAGGGGUAAUGGAUACAAUACAGAUGGUAACUAUUGCGAAAAUUGCAUAUUUCGAAGGAAGGUUCCAACUAUCCCGUAGUCUAGCUUUAUUAGAGAAGAACGAAGAAGCUAAAAUCGAACAGCUGCUUGACCUUGAUGAUAAUAGUCUGGCACUAAAAGAAUGUAUUAAACUACAAAAUCCUAGUUUAACGGUUUCUUUAUUGAUUGCGCUCUCGAAGAAGUUAACAAACUCCCAGCUAACAAAGCUUUUAACUAUCGAUAUGUUCAACGACCCCUUGUAUCUCUAUUAUAUGAGGAUGGAUAAAGCUUAUUUAUACGAUUUCUACCGCCAAACAGACCGAUUUAUUGACCUGGCUCACGUAUUAUUGCAGCAAGGAAAAGAAAAACAAUCAUUACACAGCUUUUUACCACAGAUCAAAGAUCUUUAUAGCAAAAUCCAGAAUAGUGAAAUGGUCAGUAACUCUAUAGAACAGCUUCAAAGACAAGAAAAAUUAUGGAUAUACCAGGAAUCAUUAGGGAAAAGAUUUGGUAUCACGUUCACUAACAUGACUCUGGAUCAAACGCUUUCAAAAUUAAUCGAAACAGGUCAAGACAAACAGGUGAAGGAAAUAGUUAAAAAAUUCAAAGUGAAUGAAAAAAAGUUGUAUCACCUAAAAUGUAGAACUUUAGUUGAGGCCAAGAAAUUUGACCAACUAUUGCAGUUUUCUCAGUCAAAGAAAUCACCAAUUGGCUAUAUGCCAUUUUAUACAUAUUUGAAAAGCAGAGGGCACAUAAAAGAAGCUGCUCCCUAUGUUAGUAUGAUAUCCGGUCUUUCUUACCAGAAAAAAAAGAAGCUUUACAUGGACUGUAAGAGCUUUCGCGAUGCAAUUCAACUAGCGGGAAAGGAGAAAGAUAUUCCAGGUCUGAAGGAAAUAUACAAUAAUAUACCUUCUAACGAGCCAGAGUUAAAAGCGUUUGCAAACGAAACAAUGAGCAGGAUAUAG